CACUAAGGAUUAUUUAAAGGUUUCAUUGUCAUGUUAGGAACACGUCAGAAAAUGUUUUUAGAAUACCUCAUUUAGAUAUUAAAAAGUAAAUCAACUUAUUGACUAUUUUCCUUUACCCUUGAGUAAACAAACUUUAAUGGAGAUUCUCUGAAGAAGAUCUGAUUAUGGCUUCUCAGCUGAGUGAAGAACAACAACAAGAAAUUAGAGAAUACUUUGACAUUUUUGAUGAAGACAAAUCAGGGAAACUUUCAAGAGUUGAAGUAUCUGGUGUUGUACGUGGGUUAGGACUGAACCCAACUAAAGAUGAACUUGAAGAAAUGUUUCGAGAAAUAGACAAAGAUGGUUCGAAUGAAAUAGAAUAUAACGAGUUUGAAGAAUACUACAUGAAAACCUUUGGUUCACAAAACAGAAAUGAGCAUGCUGAUCUAAUGGAAGCUUUUAAGACAUUUGAUAAGGAUGGGAAUGGAUUUAUAGACAUAGAAGAAUUGAAAGAUGCAAUGCUGAACAAAGGGGAGGAUCAUUUAACAGACGAAGACUUUAAGGAUAUGAUAGCUGCUGUUGAUAUUGAUGGAGACGGACUAGUUAACUAUGAAGAAUUUGUCAAUUUGAUGAAUCCGCAGUGAUCAGUUUUACAAUGGAAAUGGUAAUUGAGAACUUGCUACGCAAUCUACUUUUAUAAAUGUGCAAAACUGAAUAAGAAUGAAAGACGAUAUUGACAAAGAAUUUUUUUCCGUUAUAGUAUAAGUAGACUCUUGAUAUUUGUUGUAAUAUUUAUUUUAAUUUAAACAUGAAUAAAAAUAAAUGAAAAGUUUUAUCAUUGAA
Molecule: messenger RNA, 822 nt
Organism: Mytilus californianus (California mussel)
Lineage: Eukaryota; Metazoa; Mollusca; Bivalvia; Mytilida; Mytilidae
Product: squidulin-like
Exons: 5
Coding region: 165-623 (152 amino acids)
Molecular function (GO): calcium ion binding; enzyme regulator activity
Source: RefSeq, a predicted model, not a curated record